Chelonia mydas (Green sea turtle) is the source of this 5165-nucleotide messenger RNA. RefSeq names its product tubulin tyrosine ligase like 8 (gene TTLL8). Gene Ontology annotation, biological process: cilium assembly; protein polyglycylation; cilium movement. Gene Ontology annotation, cellular component: cilium. The record is from RefSeq and is a predicted model, not a curated record. NCBI's taxonomy places the organism in Eukaryota, Metazoa, Chordata, Testudines, Cheloniidae. The transcript is spliced from 15 exons. The coding region runs from base 307 to 2895 and encodes 862 amino acids. Gene Ontology annotation, molecular function: protein-glycine ligase activity, initiating.
CCUGGGGGCAAGCCCAAGCAGCUGACGCAUGCUCAGUAACAGCCAAGCAGCUGGUUGAGCCGGGGAGCGACCCUUUGUGGCCCUCCCCCGGGGCGCUGGGGCCGCGGCUUCCCACCGCCGCCCUUAUCCAGAGUGACUCACAGCGCCCGGGCUGCCCGCGAAGGUCACAAUGGGCGCGCGCGGAGCGUGCCGCGCUGGCAGCCAGGCGAGGGAAGGGCCUGCAGCCCCGGGGAAAGAAGCUGCUCCCAGAGGUUUGCAGGGCAAAUAGCCAAAGAGUGAAGUAACGAUGACCUAGCUUAAUAUAUCAUGAUGAAUCAGAUUCAUGCAGAAAGAAGACCACUCCCAUUGGGUUUAAGUGAUGAAGAAAGAAAAGAAGAAGAAAACAGAAUGAUAAGAACCAACCUCUCUCCCCAGAAAAUCCCAAAAGUUGUUGUGAACAAAUGUUUUCCCACAGCUUGCUGCCACCAGGGAUUGCUUCCUGAGCUAAACCAGAGAAUUGCAGAAGAGUUGCCUCUCUCCCCCAAACUGGACAAAUAUAAGCUGGCAAGAUUUUUAGCUGACAAGGCAAUCAGGGAAAAGAACAUUUUUACCAUCUGUGGACCCUACCCAGUAAUUCGUAGAAGUUUAAGGAAAAAAGGAUGGGUGGAGAGAAAGCUUUCCAUAAGAAAUGACUUACAGGACAAUAAAGAUGACGAGUGUGAUGCUGAUUGUGAAGAUGGUGGGAAGAAUGGCAAAAGAAGUGUCUUGUGUGAAGAAGUUUCUGGCCUUGACAGUUCAGAUGACAUUCAUGAUGUAAUGUCUAGGUUGGUAAGAAAUGAAGAGACAUCCUUUUUUUGGACUAUAAAAAAGGAUGCAAUUAAUUACCAUAACCUACAUUGUGAUCAGAUGCUGAAUCAUUAUGCAAAAACUGGCUCCUUUACAACUAAAAUUGGACUUUGUUUGAAUCUGAGAAAUUUGCCAUGGUAUGUUCCAGCAAAUCCAAAUACCUUUUUCCCCCGCUGCUAUGGUAUUUGCAUGGAUGACGAGAAACAUGAUUUUAUAGAGGACUUCAGGAAUACAGCAGCAUGUAGCAUACUCAAAUGGGUCAUCAGUCUUAAUGCCUGUGAUAAAAAAACACAGAAGUCUAAAGGAAAAGUUAAUAAAGAAGAUGUAGGCCAAAAGAAAGCUCCUGUAGAUUCUGAUGAAAAGGAAAUCAAGCAACUUCCUGGAAAACUAAUAGACAUGGCUUGCCAGGUGUGUGAAACCUACCUUGGGCAGAUGGAACACGAGGACAUUGACACAGCAAUGGACGCUUCUGCAGUUCUUAGUGAGGAGGAAUGGAAAGACUUAAUUGAACAGUACUACUGUCUCAUUCAUGAAGGUGCUGUCAUUUGUAGUGCACAUAAUUACAUUACACAAUGUCAAAAGAUUCUAAGCAAAAUCAUGUCUAUAAGCCCACAGCGAGACAUAGAUGGUAACCACAAUAUCUGGAUUAUUAAACCAGGAGCAAAAUCUCGUGGCAGAGAAAUAGUGUGCAAAAAUAGACUGGAUGAUAUUCUGAAGUUAGUAGAAGCAACAGAUCAAUUUCCAGUAAAGGACCACAAGUGGGUGGUACAGAAGUACAUUGAGACACCAUUGCUAAUUUAUGAUACUAAAUUUGAUAUUAGACAGUGGUUUCUUGUCACUGACUGGAACCCUCUGACUAUAUGGUUCUAUAAAGAAAGCUAUCUGAGAUUUUCUACACAACGUUUCUCCUUAGACAAUCUAGACAGCUCCAUUCAUCUUUGCAAUAAUUCUAUCCAGAAACAAUACAAAAAUGCUGCAGACCGGAAUCCUCUAUUGCCAUGGCACAAUAUGUGGACAAGCACCAAAUUUCAGGAGUACUUACAAAAGAGAGGUCGAGGCAAUAUGUGGCGAAAUGUUAUCUAUCCAUCCAUGAAAAAAGCCAUUACCUACACCAUGAGGAUGGCUCAAGAGAGCGUUGAAGCCCGGAAGAGCAGUUUUGAGCUGUAUGGGGCAGACUUUAUUCUUGGAGAGGACUUUAAACCAUGGUUGAUUGAAAUCAAUACUAGCCCAACAAUGUUCCCUUCUACCCCGGUCACAGCAGAGCUAUGUGCGCAGGUACAAGAAGACACGAUUAAGGUAGUUACUGAGAAGAAACGUGACAAAAACUGGGACACUGGAAAAUUCGAACUUCUCUGGAGGCAGCCUCUUUUGGAACUGCCGCCGUUCCAUGUUACGGACCUUUUUGUGGAAGGAGUUGGUAUUAAGAGAUCAAGGCAGAAAGCUGCUCCCAUCGCUAAUUUUAAUUUUCUUGACACAUUAGCAAGAAUACCACAGACAACUCAGUGCACCUCACCCAAUCAUGAAAAACAAGGAGAAUCAAUAGGAACUGUAAAUAACAAGCAAAACAUCAAAAUGAAAAUUGAAAAAGCUAUUUUUUGCACUUUACCUAAGCCUCUCAAGAAGCCACCAGGGAAAAGUUGUAAAGUAAGGGAUGAACACAUGAAAUCCACUGGGCACAUAGAUUUCCCCAGCUUAGUUUUACAACCUACAGAAAGCAUCACAGAGAUGAAACAUGUGCAGUAUAUAAACAAGGCAAAAGGAAUAACAGAUUCAAGCUUUCACAGAGUAAAUCAGACAGCCCCUACCUUUCAAAAUAUGAACCCCUUGGACUGGCCUUUACUUCAGCCUUCCAAAAUAUCAGGUUUGCAGAACAGCAACAAGAAAAUUCCAUGCUUAGUUUGUGGAGACACUUUCCAGUUGGAGAAAACCUGUAAAUGCUGCAGCUCCUUUUGUGCAACAGUACUGCAAGGAAGUUCAUAUUUACCUAUGAAUGAUUGUUCUAUCCCUGAAAAGAAGGUGACCAGCAACAAGAUAACUGUUCAUAGCAAUGUCUUCCCUAAAAACAUAUGAGUCCAUUCUGAGUACUCCAGUCUUUUAAAAGCGUUUUUUGAACAAAAAUAGAACUGUACAAGCCUUGCAUAAGCAGCUGUUGAAGAAAAAUUAUUUGCCAUGAGUAACUCAAAGAUAAUAUUUAAAGGCUCUGGGCUGCAAGAGGUGGAGAUUUUUGUAAACCAUGGCUGCAUAGGAGACUAACUGAUUAUACUGAAGCCAAUUAACAAAGUUUACUAUUACAGCAGCUCUGUGGCCAAUAUGCUGGUCCCAACUGUGCGGAAAGUUCAUAGAAAUACAGUGAGCUCUCUUUUUAUGUCAUGGAGUACUCCCUCCAUUUUUGCAAACCCCUGUAUGAUGGCCAUCUUGUCAACAAGAGUUUCAUCAACUGUAAACACUCUCGUGUAUCAGUGAAUGGGAGUGGAAGGGCUUGCCAACCUAUCCACUGUCACAUAAUGUAAUGUAAAAAAACCUCAUUGUGAUAUCAUUUUCUUGGAGAGACAUGUGGGGAAGGAAGGAGGACUGCUUAUGGUCAGUACCUUGUUACAAAAUAUAUUCUCAGGAUAUUCCCCUCCCUCCCCCCAUACUUUGGGCUAUGGUGCUUUAGUGCUCUUCCAUCGUCCACAUGUCUGAUAAGUCAGCCAAGGUGAACCAGUUAAACCUGCCAUUUACCUCCCCGCCAUUAAUGUGAGGACAAUUAGUGGCAAAAUGAUUCUAUAUUCUUAGCUUUUCUUCCUGAACUGACCAAGGAAUGGACCUCAGGCUAUUCCAUGGAUCACAGAUAUCUUCCAAUGGUGGGCUGCGGACCCUUUAAAGAUGUCUAGCUGACAGACGCCUGUUCCAUUUGUCAGUCAGGAAAGAAUCCACCCUAUAUGUAGAGCGUCUUGGGGAUUCCUCAGGGAGUUUCUCUACAAUACCUGUCAGAAUCCAGUUUCCACUUUGUUGGGAAUAGCCAGUGCAGAAUUCCUAAUAAGGUAUAAGGGGCUUAAAAUCAGAAUUAGCCUCUACAUCUCCAAAGCUCAGGAGGAACAAAGAAUUUCAUAUAAUCAAAGUGUAAAACGUAUGGGAUAGUAACUGCCUGUUAUACCAAUCAAUUCAUCUUGCUGCUACUGCAGGGUUUGUUAUUCCAGUACAUUUUCUAGUGUUUUGCUCAAUCUAUUUUAAAAGUCAGGAGGGGUUGGUUCCACCACUACCCCCAAUAAUAGGUCCAGUGGUUUUUGUGAUAGUUCUGGCACCUUGUUUGAGUGACAAGGGUACAUCACACUUGACUGUGACUGAUCUUUAUUAACUGUCAGUCGUGACAUAGCCCAGCGUUACAUGAAGUUUUAUUCCUAUCACCCAGCAGGGUCAGUAUGUUCUGACUCUAGUGGCUGCUCAUACAGUUAGGAUCAAGUUGCAAAUGGCUGAAUAAAUCUAUUUCAGUUAACUGUCUGAGACAGAGAAUGUCGGGGGGGAGGCUCACAAGGCCCUUGAAAAAUGCUGGCAAUCUGAUUUGUGUUUACACAUUCCAGGUUAUGAAAUACUGACCUCCUCUAGAGACUUUUUUUUUUCCUACCCAAACUAUUGAAUUUGCCAGAUUCACCCUUUUCAUGCAAAAAAGCAAGCAGGGGUGAAUAGAAGAUGAUAAAUGCUAUUCUUUAAUGAAAACAACUUGUAUUUGCAAUAAAAGCAGCAGAUACUGGGUGGGACUGCAGGGAAAAGAGAGCCUAUGUAUAAGACAUGCUAUAGAAAUGUCCAAGACCAAGCAAAUCAUCUGGGAACCAUAAUUUGAGCCGAUGUGAAUGAUCCCAAUUUACCAAGAACAGACAUCCUUUAAGGUCACCUGAUAUAAGAAGAGACAUGCAAACAGAUUACAUUAAUAAAUAUGAGAAUGGUAAUCUUGAAACCCAGUAAAGAGAGUAUCCUGUAUGUGACAAGGUGCUGAGUGAGAAGCACUUAAUCAGUCCCUGCCACUCCAGCCCCAAUCAAGGGGAAUGGAUUGGGGCUGGUUGGAGAGCCCUGUGUCUGCCUGGUAACAGGCAGCGCCUGUCAGCCUCAUUAGCCAGGGCUAUACAGGUUGGGAGGAAGCCACAGGAAGUGGGGAAGAGAAAGACCAGGCACAGAGGGAGGUGGGAGCCAGGAGCUUUCUGGUCUGUUGCUGGCCAGGCCUACAUUUGGCAAAGUUGGCUGCAAAACCUGUACAUAGGUGGAAAGUGGUGGUGGGAAAACAACUGUAAAUAAAGAACACUGGUGUUGCAUCAAGCUGAGGCUUUCCUGACUGAUUAGAGAGGGCAACAGGGGCCAAAAUCAGA